UGUCAAACUUUAAUGAUAAUUCACACACCGCUAUUCCGCCUAGUGAUAAAUUUAUUUAUUUUGCAAAUUACAGAUGUAUUUGUUAAACAUUUGAUCUGCUAUGGACGGGGGUAGUAUAGAUUUACAGACAAAAUAUGACAAACUUGCUUCAGAAUAUUCCAAGUUGCGAGCACAGGCUACUGUACUACGACGUGCAGUACUGGAAGAACAGAGCAAAAAUAGUAAUCUAAAAGAAACAUUAAGAAGUAAAGAAAUAUCCCUUCGGAGAACUGAGCAAGAAGUAGAUAGCUUGUGCUUUAGAAAUGAGCAACUGUUGAGAAGAGUAUCAACGUUACAAGAUGAUUUAGAUAGUGAAAUAAAAAAUAAAAAACAUAAACGUCGCACUGAUUCAAAUAAACAAUCAGUAGAUAAAAGUGUAAUUGAUGAAGAUCUAGAAAAAAAAAUUGUGGAGAUUUCAGAAUUGACAUCACAAAUUUCAGAUAAAGAUUCUGAAAUUCUCUUAUUAAAUGAAAGAGUUGAAAUAUUAGAAACCCGUUUAGCAAGGCAAUUGCAAGAAAGUGCCAACACAGAAAGUAAACUACGUAAACAAUUGAUUUCACAUAGAUGUAAAAGUGGUGAUGCUGAAAUUGUGUCCGAAAGUUCUGAAGCUGCAAGUCUAGUUGGGAGUGAGGACAGUUUAUCUGUGGAUGAACAUGCAAUAAAUAGCAAUGAUGAAAAAUUAGUAAAUACCACACAUGUUAAAAGCAAUUUAAAUACUUCUAAUAAAAGUGCUGAAUCAAGUAGAAUAACAGAAUUAGAAAGAGAAGUUCAACACUGGAAAACGGAAUAUGAGCUUCAAAAGAUGAUGACCACAUCAUAUCCAAGUAAUACUUUAGUACAGCAAUCAAAUGGUAAUAGUAAUGCAAUAGAAAGAGAGUCAGAAACCAUCACAAAAACUGAAAUUCUUGGAAGAAUAAAAACACCUACUGCAGCUAAUGAAGAAGCUUGUGCCAGAGAAGCAAAACUUAGGAAUUAUUUCACAGACAGAUUAAAUUCAUUAGCUGAAUCUAAAUCAUUAGUAGCUAGUCAAGUAAAUAGUUUAACAAUAGAGAUUUCAGCUUUACGAAAUCAUUUAGAAAUUAAAGACAAUGAAAUUCAAAAUAUUUACCAUGCAUCCAAUGCUUUGGAAAAUAAGUGCAAAGAGCUGGAAGAAGAAUUGUCAACAACAAGAAUGAAUUAUGAAGAGCAAUUAAGAAUAGUUACAGAGCAUGCUGCAGAUUUGUAUGAUAAAUUAGGUCCUACAAGAUAGAACACUGGAUGUUUUAUUUGCUGCCUGUUUGAAUCUACAUAUAUAAUUAAGAAAUGUAACCAA
This is a messenger RNA of Ctenocephalides felis (cat flea), 1351 nucleotides long. Its product is annotated as protein phosphatase 1 regulatory subunit 21-like. Gene Ontology annotation, cellular component: early endosome; membrane. NCBI's taxonomy places the organism in Eukaryota, Metazoa, Arthropoda, Insecta, Siphonaptera, Pulicidae. The record is from RefSeq and is a predicted model, not a curated record. The transcript has 7 exons. Bases 101 to 1288 code for a protein of 395 amino acids.